AUGGCUUCUAAUCCAGCAUUGCUUCGGGAAGUGAGACUACACGAGAAUCACACUGAAAGAGAACAAAUGGAAAAUAUGAGCGAACUAUUUGCUGUCUUGAAUGCGCUCGAAUGUUUAGAGAAAAUGUUUAGCAGAGACUACAUCUCGCAUGAAGAGUACAAAGUUGAAUGUUUCAAACUUCUCGAUCAAUAUAAGGUGGCGAUGCGAUUAGUGCAUGGAACGGAUGUGGAAGCUUUUGCAGCAAAAUAUCGUUUACACUGCCCCGCAGCCUUAGAACGUAUCCACGAAGGUCGCCCGAUAACUGUCAAGGAUGAUAAGGGAAAUCUACUCAAGAAUAUAGCAGUCAUUGUUGAGGUAUUCAUCACUUUCUUCGAUCAGCUAAAGCUAAAUGUACGAGCAGUGGACGAACUUUAUCCAAAUCUCAACGAACUAUACACUUCUAUUAAUGCAAUGAGCAGCCUACCAGAAGACUUCGAUGGUAAGGCGAAGGUAAAGGCAUGGCAUGAUCGUCUUUCAAAGAUGUCUGCGUCCGAAGAAAUUACUGACGAAGAAGCUCGACAAAUGAUUUUUGAACUCGAAGGAGCGUACUCCUCUUUUAUAAAAUUCCUACACAAUCAACAACAUUAG
Messenger RNA from Necator americanus (New World hookworm), 627 nucleotides. RefSeq lists its product as uncharacterized. Gene Ontology annotation, molecular function: protein-containing complex binding. The coding region runs from base 1 to 627 and encodes 208 amino acids. The transcript has 4 exons. Gene Ontology annotation, biological process: protein transport to vacuole involved in ubiquitin-dependent protein catabolic process via the multivesicular body sorting pathway. The record is from RefSeq and is a predicted model, not a curated record. NCBI's taxonomy places the organism in Eukaryota, Metazoa, Nematoda, Chromadorea, Rhabditida, Ancylostomatidae. Gene Ontology annotation, cellular component: ESCRT I complex.